AUGAUUCAAUGGAAAUGCACCUUUAUUAUAAUGAGUCUCGUGAGUCGUUCUUUAUCGGAUGAUAUAUGGCGUCAGAUCGUGAAACAUCCAGCAUGGCUAAAACUUGAAUCAUAUGAAUGUGGGUUUAGUGCUGCUGAUCGAAUAAUUGGAGGCAUGAAUGCUGCACUUGGUCAAUUUCCCUGGAUCUUACGCCUUGGAUAUGCCAUACCAGAUGAGGAAGAACUGGACUGGAUGUGCGGAGGAGUGCUCGUAACUGAUCAGCACGUGGUCACCGCGGCGCACUGUAUACAAACGGCUGAAGAUGGAUACCAACUAGUUGCUGUCCGCGCGGGCGAGUACGAUACGCGCUCGAACCCGGACUGCCAGCUUGAGGUGUGUGCGCCGCCUUAUCAAGAUAGAAGAAUUAAAAAUAUCUUCAGCCAUCCCAACUUUAACAAACCACUAUUUCACAAUGACAUAGCCGUCAUAAAGCUUGAUACACCACUUCAGUUGAAUGAUUACGUAGCCCCAAUCUGUAUGCCACAACGCGACCAACUAUUCAAUCUUCAAGUGGGUGAGUUAGUCACAGUAGCGGGCUGGGGCAAAAUGAACAUGUCAACUGAUGAGCGAGCUAAUAUCUUGCAGUUUGUUUCGUUACCAGUAGUAAAGCCUGAGCUAUGCAAUUUUUUUGGAAGAGGAUUUAAAAUAGCAAAGUCGGAAAUUUGUGCAGGUGCACAGCACAAUAAAGAUGCAUGCGGGGGGGACUCCGGCGGUCCCCUCAUGAAGAUCUACGACACUCCGGAAGGGCCGAAGAGUUUCCUCGUAGGUAUCGUUUCCUUCGGUCCAACAGUGUGUGGUAUUAAAAGACCCGGCGUUUACACAUCCGUUUUAUAUUUUCUUAAGUGGAUAUUAGAUUAUAUUGGAUAA
Molecule: messenger RNA, 906 nt
Organism: Parnassius apollo (apollo)
Lineage: Eukaryota; Metazoa; Arthropoda; Insecta; Lepidoptera; Papilionidae
Source: the annotation of a GenBank genome assembly